Molecule: messenger RNA, 599 nt
Organism: Eurytemora carolleeae
Lineage: Eukaryota; Metazoa; Arthropoda; Copepoda; Calanoida; Temoridae
Product: protein MAK16 homolog
Exons: 2
Coding region: 38-430 (130 amino acids)
Source: RefSeq, a predicted model, not a curated record
AAGUACUAAUUAUCUGCAAUUAUAUAUAUAUGUAUGAAUGAGAAGCCGGCCCAGGCUUGAGGAUAGUUCAACAGUUUAUAUCAAUACCUUCACAUUCAAAGAUAUGAAGAUAAUCAGCUUUUCUUCAUUAAGCCUUCUUCUAUUUCUUGUCAGCCUAACUGUUGGGAGUACCAUCACGGACAGGAAAGAUGAAAACGGACCAGAAAUCGCAGAUACAGAAAGCGUAGAUGAAAGCGGAGAUUAUGAAGAUGAAAGUGAGGAUUAUGAAGAUGAAAGCGGGGAUUAUGAAGAUGGAAGCGGGGAUUAUGAAGAUGGAAGUGGAGUUUAUGAUGAUGGAAAUGGAGAUGACGAUGAUGAUGAAAGUGAAGAAUAUUAUGAGAAUGAAGACUAUUAUCAAGAUGAUGAAUAUGAGUAUGAGGAGAAAAAAUAAGAAGAAUUAAGAUGAUAAUGAAAAAGUAUCUUUACAGUUCGAAAAUCGUUUUCAUAAAAUUAAUAUGUUAACGUUCGACUAAUCAACAAUUAUCAAUUUUAAACAUUUCUUUCACAAUUUAGUUUGUUUUCAUAAAUAAUUGGAAUAAUUAAGUGAAAUAAAUAUGAAA